Messenger RNA from Petromyzon marinus (sea lamprey), 2645 nucleotides. The record is from RefSeq and is a predicted model, not a curated record. Lineage: Eukaryota; Metazoa; Chordata; Hyperoartia; Petromyzontiformes; Petromyzontidae.
GCGAGGAGCAGCUGAGGCGUGAGCACGAUGCGACUCUGCAUCUGGCAUACAUAGAGCUGGCCGAAUAUCGUGCAUCACAUAUGCACGACGAUUCAGAGUACGACGCUCACGUUGUGCACAUCACGGUCCUCCAGAAGGCGCUGAAGGAGCGUGACGAGCUGCUGCGGCGCUCAGAGGCAGACCUGGUGGCGGCGCGGGAAGAGGCGCGAGAGCGCGGGACUGAAACCGAGCGGCUGGGCACCGAGGCCGCGGAGCUGAGAGCGAACAUGCGCGACCUCUUUACCAACCAAGAGGUGCAGCAGACCGAGGUGGACAACCUGCGGCAUGAAGUACUGGAGCUGCAGCAACGACUGCAGGAGGCUAACGCUUGCUGCGAGGAGACCGGCAAUUCUCUGGAGCAACAGACGGACUUUCUCAAGGCCGAGCUGGGAGUCUCCAGGGCAGAGGAGGCCGCGAGGGCACAGGAGGUGGUGCAGCUGCAGCACACACUUCAGCACACGGAUGCUGAGAUGGAGUGCAUGCACGGCCAGAUUCGCCGGGCUGCAGCACCAGCUGAAGGAGUCGGAGGGGCACGUCCAGGCACUUGGGAUGGAGAAGGCGCAGCAGCAGGACGCGCACCGGAAAGAGGCCUGCGAGCUGGCGACAGGGCUGGAGGAGGUCCGGCUCACCCUCACCGAUGCUUUUAAGCAGUUCGAGCGCAACUCCAAGAAGGCUCAGGAGGACGAGGACACAAUCACUCGGCUGAGGGAGGAGCUCAAGGCGAGCAAGGAGGAGCUCGCAGCGAGUGAGGCGGAGCGCACCAGUGCCCAGCCGGAGCUCUCCACCCCCCAACAGGGACUGUCGGCGCUGCAGGAUCAGCUGACCACGUCCCAAGCUGAGAAUGAGGACACUCUGCGUCAGCUGUUCGAGAGGAGCCAGGAGCUGGGAUUCCUGCAUGCGGGGAUUCUUUGGUAUCAGCGUAUGCUGGCCGAGCUGCACACAGAGCUGGAGCAGUACCGCGAAAACGCACAGAUCGGACGCUCACAGCUGCAGCAUUUGGACAUGCUGCGCCAGCAGAGCGAGGCGGAGCUCAUCGAAAAGAAUGAGCAUCUGGGAUCCCUGCAGGUGGGGAUUUUGGGUUACCAGCGUGUGGUGGCAGAGCUGCACGCUGAGCUGGCGCCAUGCCAAGAAAACCUGCAGAGCAUUCACUGUCAGCUCCAGGAUCUGCAAGUGCUGCACCAGCAGAGUGAGGCGAAGGUGAGCAAGUGCUGUUAGCGAGCACCUAUGAAGUCCGGCAUGGCACAAACGCACAUAUAUACAGUAAUACCAUUAUUUACGCCCUCCCGUUGUACGUACUUUCACUAUUAACGUACUCAAGUCAUUGAUAGCCAAUCACAUGUUAUGUACUGUGGUACCUUGCCAUAGCAUACUUGAGAUUUACGAACUUUACUAUAAAGACCCACCGACAGUAAGGCACCAGAUGACGCCCAAGCGUUUGCAUCUCUGACUACAGUAGUCACUUUCAUGUGUACAUGUGUAGUGACUAACUCAGAGACAGUAAGACUUUUAGGCGCUUCUUUUAUUUAACGAGCACCAUUGGGAUAAUACAGACACCCUACGUGGGUACACACUAUUACCGUUGCUUGCCUAUACACAACACUAACCAUCUAACACUGACAGCACUGAACGGAGACAGCGAACACCUAUCUAGCAGCGUAAUAUCGAGUGAAGACGGCAGCGACGAUGGCGACAAGACGACAGCGACGAGACGAAAACGACGAUGACGAGAUGGUGACGACGACUAUCUUAUAUAUACGAACAGCACGACGAGGAUCCCACUUCCAGCAACAGCCACAAGGUCCCUCACAGGGGCCCUUCUUAUACUCUCAGCGUGGCCUCGCUCCGCCACGGCCACGCCCCCUCUCUGGAACCUACUAGCGGGUUCCCGAUGGCCCCCCCUCUGUGACCUUUCCUCUAGAUGUCCCCCUCUCGUGUCUAUCGUGGCCUGCUGACGUGGGUACUACCAUACACCGCAGUUACCCUUUUUUACCAGCAGCCAGCGCUAUGCCACUACACAUACUCUAUCAAUAUUUUUUCCCCACAUACCGGAUUUAUGGUGAAUAUUUUUCAAGUGUAAACUAAUUUUACAUGAUAAACAACUAAUAAUACACAUAGUAUAAUAGACAAAUGUAUCAAUAAUAUGGCAGUCCUCUACUUACGAACGCAUUUAGUUCCUGAGGCCCAUUCAUAAGUCGGAACGGUUCGUAAGUCGGAAUACAAUAAUGUGCGAUAUUUAAAUUCCCAUAUUGUCAGUGUUAUAAAAUGUGUUAAGGUUCAACAAAAGAGUUAAACUCGUAAAUAAGAAAUCAUGUACAUUUGCAUUAACACUAAAAAUAUAGUGUAUCGUAAGUAAUACAUAAAAUGUAGUAAAAAUAUUUUUUAUUUUCACUCACCGCUUUCAAAUCACAAGCGUGCUCACCGCUACACUUCCGAUCCGCACAAAGAUCCACCGUGUAGCUUUAAUAGGCUGUUGGGGCACGUGCUGUUAGCGAUAGCCUAUGAAAGCCAGCACGGCAUGCGAGGGGUUGUGUGCCAGCACCACACCCAGCUGCAUUUGUGUCCCGAGUGGUGAUGUUUAUACAGCGCGCUAGGUGCUCAUUUGAGGC